Messenger RNA from Arabidopsis lyrata subsp. lyrata, 317 nucleotides. RefSeq lists its product as uncharacterized. The transcript has a single exon. Lineage: Eukaryota; Viridiplantae; Streptophyta; Magnoliopsida; Brassicales; Brassicaceae. The record is from RefSeq and is a predicted model, not a curated record. The coding region runs from base 28 to 177 and encodes 49 amino acids.
AGAAUAUAUAAAUUGACAUUUUGCGAUAUGAUAAGAUGUUUUUGGACAGCCUCGUCGUGCGGACUGGUCUUGGUUCUAUCUCUUGCACAAAUCUUACGUGUCAAAAGACGGUUGGCUUACGCAGUAGCUGGUCAAGCUCACUUAGAUCAGCAUAGACGAUUUCUAAUGUUUUUUUAAUUACGGUUUAAUACUCCUAAUUAAUCCGCUAUUAAUCAAUGAACAAAGUUCCCACCAAACGGUGAAACGGAUAUCCCUAGAUGCCUAAAUUACAAGAUUAGCCUUGCAGUCAUGAGCUCUAACGAUGUGUGCCACGUGGA